Messenger RNA from Megachile rotundata (alfalfa leafcutting bee), 2523 nucleotides. RefSeq lists its product as uncharacterized. Gene Ontology annotation, biological process: mitotic sister chromatid separation; meiotic chromosome condensation. The record is from RefSeq and is a predicted model, not a curated record. Gene Ontology annotation, cellular component: nucleus; condensin complex. NCBI's taxonomy places the organism in Eukaryota, Metazoa, Arthropoda, Insecta, Hymenoptera, Megachilidae. Gene Ontology annotation, molecular function: chromatin binding.
UCCAAAAAAAGAAUUUGAUAAUCAAUGUGUAAAGCAUACACAAAAUACACUUUUUAUUUUAUAACGUAAAUAUUUACAUAAUUCUUUACUUUCUUGGUUAUUUUGAGUUAUCAACUAUAAGUAAUUAUAUAGUUCUAAGUUAUAACACUGUUUCGUACAUGUGUUAUUAUAAGUAAUCACAGUAUUUAAAUACUGUUAAAUACACACCUGCAUGUAGGGAACAUGUGUGAUACAAAAUGAAGUAACUAAUUUGAUAUUCAUUUUGAAUUAACGACUUGCUGUAUAUGAAUACAAAGCCUAUAGUUUAAUAAUAUCUGUUCAGGAAAGCAAAUAUCGAAAUUUUAAAAAUGGUCACGUUACAAGAUAUUAGUGUGCAACUUAUGAAACCAGCAAAAGAUCUUGCUGACUGGAAAUUUCCAUUGUCUCAGAUUUUAGAAGAAUAUUAUGCAUUAUUAGAAGAACCAUGUAAUAUUAAUUUUGGAGAAGCAGCGCUUGUUCUGCAAAAUUCAACAAAUGUAUAUGUGCGCAGAAUUGAACGUCUAUUUAGCGAGACAGAAAUUUUGAGACAAACAUUUUUUGGAUAUGAAGAAGAAGAAGAAGAAAAAAAGUCUAAGGAGAAAAAGAGUAGCAAGAAAGCUUAUGUUAAUUUUGAUAACUUUGUAAUCAUUGACUUAGAAAAAGAUAUUGGAAAAAAUAUUGAUAAGAAAAAUCAGCUUCAAGGACAGAAAAAGAUAAAGUUAUUAAGCCAUCGAUUUACUCAGUUAGAAAACAACACAACACAAUUUAGUAUUCCCAUUCACGUUUACGAUGUUUUAGGAGAAGUUAUUGGAAAGAAAUAUGAUUUUCGGUGUAAUCAAGCUGUAAGUACAACUGGAAUGUUAGUGGAUGAAUUGACAUCGCAUGACUUUGCUCGUAUAAUUAGUUCUCAUGUUCAAAAAGGCAGAAAUUCGUUAUCAUCAUAUUCUGAACCAAAAACUCCUGGCACUGGAACUUCAGGAUAUCAUUCAGCUGCCUCACCAAAUCAUUCCAUUGCAUCUAUUCGCGAAGACUGUGAAGAUGAAGAUAAUUUUAUUCCACCAACAGAAAGUAUUCUUUCACCAAACGAAUCAGAAAUUAUAGAAAAAGAAGAUAUGUUAAAUAACAAUAAUGAAAUAUCAUGUGUCAAGAAUAAUAGCUUUAAUACAGUUAUUUUAAAUAAGGAUUUGUGCAAAGAGCAGCAUAAGCAAUUAAAAGAAGGAAAGGAUAUUAAUAAUGAACAUUGUACAAUUAUGAAUUCUAAUGACUCAGAGCAAAUUGAGAUUAAUGAUAAAAUGGAUCAUUGUGAACAACCAGAUCAGGUUCUUGAAGAAGAUUCACAAGUUGUUCAGCUCAAAGAAUCAAAUAGCGCACACACGAAAGAGAAAUUACUUAAUAAACGGAAAAAAGGGAGUCAAACAACGAAAAUGUCCAUUUCUUCUGUAGAUGAUGUAAAUGAACUUGAAUGGAAACCAAUGCCACUUGUUCAAGGAAUUAAACACGUUUUUUCUGACAAUACAACUAUUUUGAAAAUACCAGAACAUAUUUCUCUUCUGAAAACGAAUGUUGACUCGAAAAAACGUAAACUAGCAUCUAAAAUACAUAAAUCCGAGUGUUUAACAAAACUUAUCUUACGAGAAACGGAACUAUCCUCAAGGAAGAAUAACGUAUCAAGAACAAAAUCAAAAUUUAAACGUUUACAAAAACAGGAGUUGGAGGAUUUUAUGAAAAAUUUUGAUCAGUGCUUCAAUGGAACAGAAAAAGAGAAUGAUAGUGGUCGACAAACAUCUAUGACAAAUAUUUCCAUUAAUUUAUUGGACUUUUGCAGUUCUAAAAGUCAGAACGAUGAUACAGAACGUAACGACGAAGAAAUAAUGAGCAGAAGUUCUACACCUAUCAAUUUUAGAUCACAAUCAACAAUUGGUCAAGAGUCACCUGAUAUGAUUGAAGAACCCCCUAAUUUAAUGAACAGUUGGGGUGAAUCUGAAAUAAAUACAUCCUAUUCUUUGCCAGAUUAUCAGACGUUAAUUGAGGGCAAAAUGAAGGAGAUUUUUGAAGAAACAGAUGUUGUAACAGAAUUAGAUCAAACUGUGGCAAAAUGGCACGCUUCUCUGCAAGCAAAAUUAUCAGAGGCUGAAGUCAGGCCUGCAUUUCGAAUUCAUGAGUAUGCUUCUCACAUAAUAAAUACAUUGCAAACACUCGAUACCAAAAAAAUGAAUUUUGAUAAUGUCGUUCGAAAUAAACCACCUUGUGAAGUAGCUAGAUACUUCUUGGCUUCGUUACAACUGGCCAAUACUUAUAACAUAGAAUUAAAAACAGAAAAUAAUGGUAAAAGUAUUGAAAUAGAAUUACUUGAUGAAAAGUCGAAGAUAUCACUUUAGUCUUAAUAUCAUUACCGAUGAACAAAGUUGUCUGAUUUAUAAAUAUGUGAUAUUUAUGUUUAAAAGAAUGUAAUUAUUGUUAUUUUUUAUGUUUCUUGUAAAUACUGCAUUUUAACUUUGUACUAAA